AUGUCCAAAGAUGAUGUCCGUAUUGCUCUCUCUGAUGAACAAAAUGAACAGACUUCAGUGCACCCCUCAACUCAUCAGGAUGAUAGCACAAGAGGGGAAGCGACCAAGAGAAGGGUUACACAAUUUAAGAAAUUCCAUGCUUUGAAUGGCGCACUGUUCUUUGUGCUUUGUGUCAUACACGUUGUCGGCAUCUUCUUUUUCACGAAGGGCUUCCUCUUGACCCGGUUGAUACUCGACCACAAAUCCACGUGUGACGCUCCUCCAGUUAAUGUUUCCCGAAUCAAUGGAGAUUCCUCGACAGUCGAGGGAUGUUGGUAUCCAAGAAAAUUUAACAAGGCGGUCAUCAUUGUCAUUGAUGCCCUGCGAUAUGACUUUACAGUGCCUUUCCUGCCCUCUGAAAAAGAUAAAGAAGCGAGGCAGUUCCAUAAUGCCUUCCCCAUCCUCUACGAUACGGCAAAAACGAUGCCCAAAAAUGCUUUUCUACUUCCAUUCAUUGCAGACCCGCCGACCACUACUCUACAGCGACUGAAAGGGUUGACGACUGGUACAUUGCCAACAUUCAUUGAUGCUGGCUCUAACUUCGCCGGAACUGCUAUAGAGGAGGAUAACUUGCUGGCGCAAAUGCGAAAUCUCGGAAAAACAAUCGUACAUCUGGGUGAUGAUACAUGGCAGUCUUUGUUUCCAGGAUAUUUCCAUGAAGAUUUGUCGCAUCCAUACGACUCCUUCAACGUGUGGGACCUUUAUACCGUUGACAACGGAGUUACAUCGCAUCUAAUGCCACUAUUGAAUUCUCACAACGGCACAGAGUGGGAUUACAUCUUCGCUCACUUUCUGGGAGUCGACCAUGCAGGCCAUCGCUACGGACCAGAUCAUCCUGCGAUGAAUGACAAGCUCCAAGAGAUGAACAAUGUCAUUCUUCACAUCAUGGAAACAAUAGACGACACCACACUCCUUGUAGUCCUAGGCGAUCAUGGAAUGGACACCAAAGGUGACCAUGGAGGAGAAUCUGACGAGGAAGUCGAGGCAGCUCUCUGGUUGUAUUCCACGAGGCCGGUAUUUGGUAGAACGCAUGCGGAUUUCGUUUUACCACCAGCGAAUGCCAAGAUACGACCUAUAAGGCAGAUAGACCUAGUCUCGACCUUGUCACUUUUGCUUGGGCUUCCCAUUCCUUUCAAUAACAUUGGUGCACCAAUCGAGGAAGCUUUUUCUCAACGAAGCGGCUCAGAAUGGAGGGCUCUUGCAACCGUCAAUCAAAUCGCAGUACACCAGAUACGCAAAUACCAGGCAAAAUAUUCAGAAGCACGGAAUCUUAAUCUUGAUUCUGAUCCUCAUCAAAACGCACUUUAUGAAUCCGCUUUGUCAUUGUUAGAAGUAGAUGUCACUACUACCAAGAACGAUGAAGCUCGUUUCAAAGAAGCCUACCUUGCUCUGCGACAGUACGAGGACACGGUCUUGAGCCUGUACCGCCAGCUAUGGGCGAACUUCAACGUCGGCGAUAUGGCGGUAGGUGUCAUCAUUCUGACGGGAGGUUUAGUCUAUCUAUUAGCAUUUUCCGCAUGGAAGCCCAAGAUGAACGCCGGUAUAUUGAUCCCUGGCAACCUGUGGUCUGGGCUUGCCGUAUUCUUUUCGAUCUCACAAUCUGCGGGUUUUGCCUCAAAUUCCUACACAAUACACGAAGAUUCUAUUCUCUUGUUUUUCUUGGCCACGUUUGGACUGAUCAGCUGCAUAUCUUCUCUGCGACAAUCCGAAGCAUCGGAUCGACAACUGGGCACAGUGCAGUCGAUAUUCUUCACCUUGUUGACAAGAGCGGCAUCGUUCUCCCGCCUGUGUCGCGAAGAACAAAUGCCUGGCUGCCGUUCAACCUUCUAUGCAUCUUCAAACUCCUCAACUUCGGCACCGUGGCAGGUUUUCCUGCCCUUCACUAUUGCAAUUCUUCUUCCAGCUUUCAUCAAAGCUCGGUAUAAGGGUACAGCUUCCUAUUUUGGCCCUGCAGGAUUCUGGCUAGGGUUCUGCUUCCGUGUCGGACUUCUGUUGAUUGCAAUCUAUUGGGUGCUCGAUGCCGCUGAUAAUGGCGGAUGGCUUCAGCAGGCGGUGUCUCUGGAGACGUUAAAGAAAGCUAGUCUUACUGCUUCACAGUGUGCGAUAGUUAUAGCGGUGUUCGUCGGCAGCAUAACGAUCGCUCAAGCCAAACCAUGCAUUGACGUUUCCUUGGCAAGACAAAAGCCCAUUGAAGGGCAAGCAGAGGAUGACUCCAGGCAGGCCAAACCAGCAGUCAUCAUCCUGGGUUAUGCAAAUGUCCAUGGCACGCGGUAUUUCUUGCUGCUGCCAAUUUUCAUCCUCUUGGUGUCCGUCCUGCUACCUCCCAUGGGCCAAUUUUCAAUGGCAAUCUGCGCAUGUCAGAUUCUCGGUUUAUCAGAGAUCCUGGAUACCAACGGCUUGACGAUCUCGAUGUCAGCCUCAUCCGGAGCAAUAACAGCAAUAGGUCCCAUCAUCCUAGCCAUGUUAGGUUCUUUUCACUUCUUCAAAACAGGCCAUCAAGCCACUCUUGCCUCCAUCCAAUGGAACGCCGCUUUCGUUCCCUUCCGCACCAUCACUUACCCCUGGUCUCCUAUCCUCAUUAUCCUCAAUAGUUUUGGGCCACAGAUACUCUGCGCUGCAGCAGUGCCAUUGACCGUGCUGUGGAAAAGGCCGAUCAGCAAGAACCCAGGGUGGAUGAAGGAGGUUUUGUGCGACGUGAUGUGGGCAAUGCUAACGCACGCCUCGUAUUAUGCAAUAAUUCAGCUGGCUACCACCAUGUGGGCAGGGCAUUUGCGGAGGCACCUGAUGUUGUAUCGGGUGUUUAUGCCAAGGUUCUUGAUGAGCAGUGCGCUGCUGGUUGUCAUUGAUGUGGUGUUGCUCGUUGUCGUAUGGGGCGUAGUGAGAAUCAAUACUUUGAGCAUAGGGGAGGUGAUGGGUUAUUGA
Messenger RNA from Endocarpon pusillum Z07020, 2961 nucleotides. RefSeq lists its product as uncharacterized. Gene Ontology annotation, cellular component: endoplasmic reticulum membrane. Lineage: Eukaryota; Fungi; Ascomycota; Eurotiomycetes; Verrucariales; Verrucariaceae. Gene Ontology annotation, molecular function: mannose-ethanolamine phosphotransferase activity. The record is from RefSeq and is a predicted model, not a curated record. Bases 1 to 2961 code for a protein of 986 amino acids. The transcript is spliced from 2 exons. Gene Ontology annotation, biological process: GPI anchor biosynthetic process.